Messenger RNA from Cynara cardunculus var. scolymus (artichoke), 1098 nucleotides. RefSeq names its product DNA-directed RNA polymerase V subunit 5A. Gene Ontology annotation, molecular function: DNA binding; DNA-directed RNA polymerase activity. Lineage: Eukaryota; Viridiplantae; Streptophyta; Magnoliopsida; Asterales; Asteraceae. The coding region runs from base 125 to 814 and encodes 229 amino acids. The record is from RefSeq and is a predicted model, not a curated record. Gene Ontology annotation, biological process: DNA-templated transcription. The transcript is spliced from 4 exons.
GGAACUCUCGCCGAUAAAAGUUUCCAGUUUCACCCACCAUCAUCGCUUUUCAGGAAACCUAACACUGACAAAACUGCACGAAUUCUAAAGAACAGUAAAUACCCACCACUCCAAUUCUAGAGAGAUGGCGGAGGAUGCCAUGGAAACGGAGAUGCCUAAUGGUGGCGGAGGAACAGGGAGGUGUUUGAGCAGCUUUGUUGACGAAGGUAGCACAGAGAGUCACAGAUACUACUUAUCACGUAGAACUCUGUUGGAGAUGCUCAGAGACAGAGGUUACGAUAUCUCAAAUUCGGAAAUCGACCUCACUCUCCAGCAGUUUCGCGACCUCCAUGGUCAAGCUACCGACGUCGAUCGUCUUCGUAUCAGCGCUUCUCAUGUUUCUGACCCCCACAAUAAGGUUCUAGCGGUUUUCUGUGGGACGGGUGCAGUAAAAGUGAACGUCAUCCGUUGGAUUGCAACACAGAUAAUGAACAAGGAGACAUUAAGCCGGCUCAUAAUUGUAGUGCAAAGUCACAUUACAAACCAGGCUAUGAAAGCCGUAGAUCUUUUCUCAUUCCCGGUUGAAAUAUUCCAAAUAACGGAUUUGCUUGUUAACAUUACGAAACACGUGUUGAAGCCAAAGCAUAGGGUUAUAACCCCUGUAGAGAAAGAAAAACUCUUGAAGAAGUUCAACUUGAACGAGAAACAGCUUCCGAGAAUGUCACAAAAGGAUGCGAUCGCUCAGUAUUACGGGCUGGAGAAAGGACAGGUGAUUGAAGUGACGUACAAUGGUGAAAUAACGGGAUUGCAUGUUACUUACCGUUGCAUUUGGUGAUGCUCUUAUCGUAAUAAACUAGGGGUUGGUUGUUUGUUUGUAUGCCAACGAUCUUUGAUUAUGUAGAACAUUUUCUUUCUGUAAACGUGUUCCGAGGGAGUAGCCCGUUUAUUGAACAAUUUCCUAUCGUAAAGCCGUUUGUAAGUUAUUUAGGUCAUGUGUGUUAGAAGGUUUGUUCUCAAGAGUUCGAAGUCGUCACGUGCUCGAGUUUUCUGUAUGAUGGUAUGAGUUCAAUCCCACUAUUGGAUUCCUACAUCGGCUGGACUUAGAUAAUUUAUUCUCAA